GCGCUAAUACUUAAUGCGCAUGCGCGAAAAGGCGGCUCAGCUAACAACACUGGUCUGAACUGCUUCUAACGUGAUUUGCGGACAAAUUUAUUAAAUCUACCUUUUUCAAUUCUCGUCCAUUCCGAAGGGGAUAGUCGUCAGGUGCACAACGAUUGUCCCGAGUUCUUUUUUCAACUUGUUAUUUCGUAUUUCGUAUUUAACUCACUUUUGCAAUUGGCUAUAUCGAACCUGAAAGGGAUCGAGUACCAUUAAACACUAAGAAGUUCAAUUCUCGUCCUACGCCGGGCCUCUCCGGGGCCUGAGGCUUUUCCAAAUCUUCCGACAUUUUCGCAGCGUUCAAUUUCAAAUCGGUGGAAAUGUAGAAAAGUGCUCGCAGCGCCAAAAUGCCCAACCCUGACCAGAAGUGGACUACUUUGGAGCUUACUGGACUCGUAGAAGAUGAGGAUUCCCAUGUGUGCUUUCAAAGGACCACCAAACACCUCGCGUUACAUCCAUAUCAUUUUAAUGAUGUACAAAAAGCUUUGAACAGCAUUUUAGAUUCCUUUCGGAAUACAUACGACAGAGAUUUGGAAGGCUUUGUGCUCGACUUCAAAAAGCCCAAGUUGCUUAGCAAUCUAGGACAUACAUUUUAUGAUUCCCCCUUCAUUCAUGUUGAUGUGGAAGCAGACUUUUAUUUAUUCCGACCAACAGUUGGGUGUAUUUUAAAAGGUAUAGUGAAUAAAACAGGUGUGGAUCAUGUUAUAAUGCUGGUACAUAAAAUGUUUACUGUAUCUAUUCCAAAACAAUACAACAUGGAAGAAUGGCCAGGUGAUAAGGUAGAAGUUGGCCAGCAAAUUAGAUGCCACCUAACAGAAAUAAAUAAAUGGAGUAAGCUUCCUUUUAUUUGUGGUACUCUGAAGUCGGACUACUUAGAAGGCUGUAGAUUGUCAGAGAGUAUGAUUUAUCCUGACAAUGUGAUUGCUGCCGAUUUAGAUACAGCUUCUGUAUCUAGAGUCAAUGAAAAUGGAGAGAACACAAUCAAUAAUUUUCCUUGUGAAAGUUCUGAUGAAGAACGAAAACUAAGUCCAAAGAAACGCGCGAGAAUAUCCAAUAACUCUGCAAAACUUAAAAUUAAAAAGGAAAAAGGUACUACAAGCGUCGUCAAAACUAGUCCUAUUAAGGAAAUUGAAAAAACUCUGAAGAAAAAUAUAAAAAGUUCUGGCAACGAAAAGAAAAAUAUUUCAACGAAACAUACAAAAUCUAGAGACUCAUAUUUGAAAUCUGCAUGGAUUAAAAAGGAAGAGGAUGUCAGUGAUGUAAAUAAUAGUCCUGGGAAAGAAAGAAGAAGGAAACCAAAGGACCAUGAAAGAAUGUCUACAGACUUUAAUAGGCUUGGAAUUAAAAUUAAAAAAGAAGAGGGUGUCAGUGAUGUAAAUGAUAGUCCUGGGAAAGAAAGAAGAAGGAAACCAAAGGACCAUGAAAGAACGUCUACAGACUUUAAUACGCUUGGAAUUAAAAUUAAAAAAGAAGAAACACCGUCAUAACACACACAUACAAAUCAAUUUUGUUUUUUUAAUUAAUUCUUAAUAAGGGUAAAAAUAAAACGAUGUACAAUUUCAAUUUUUAUAAGUAAGUUGUAAAACAAAUUAGUGUAUAAGAUAUUUUAAUGAUAAGACUAAAUAGAUAUUGUACAUAAUAGAUAACACUGAUUAAAACUGAUAUCUAUAUGUAUAUUACAUACUUGUGUAAUAUACAUUACACACAUACAUAUUAACAUAUAUAUAUUUUUCUCUCGAUAAACAUAAAUGUAUUCUGCCAUGUUACAAUUUUUUCGAAUACUGUACAUUUG
Molecule: messenger RNA, 1828 nt
Organism: Ooceraea biroi (clonal raider ant)
Lineage: Eukaryota; Metazoa; Arthropoda; Insecta; Hymenoptera; Formicidae
Gene: Polr1F
Product: RNA polymerase I subunit F
Biological process (GO): transcription elongation by RNA polymerase I; DNA-templated transcription initiation
Cellular component (GO): RNA polymerase I complex
Source: RefSeq, a predicted model, not a curated record